CCCAACGCCUAGCCAAUCACCUGGAUGACAUUCCCGGCAUGUGAAAGUUCGGUGGAGGAUUUGUCGCCCGAUCUCCGAUGAGCCUGAGCUCUGGCCUUCAUCAGUCGCUCCGCUAUCUAUCACGCACGGUCACUACAGCAAUACCACUCAAUUCCCGUCUAACGUAUGACAACUAUCCGAGGCUUGAUUGAGUUCGUGCCAUCCCAAUCUGCGAUCCUCCAAGAGAUGACAUGGAGUCAGCACCCAACCCAGAGCUCCCGGGCGAGCUCAGAUACAUCCAGUACCAGCACUCAUUAGAGGCGCAGUACCUGCCCGCUAUACGCGCUCUGAUCUCGAAAGAUUUGAGCGAGCCGUAUAGCAUCUAUGUGUAUCGAUACUUUCUCUACCAAUGGGGGCAUCUCUGUUUUAUGGCCCUUACGCCCGCCGAUUCUUCUCUGAUCGGUGUGAUUGUAUGCAAGUUGGAAUCGCACACCUCACAUUCCCCUCAGACGUUGCGUGGUUAUAUUGCCAUGCUGGCCGUCUCCGCUCCGCACCGAGGUCACGGCGUGGCUACAGCGCUCGUCAAAAUGGCCAUCGACGCUAUGGCCCAGCGCAAUGCGGACGAGAUCGUGCUCGAGACCGAGGAGACGAACAUACCGGCGAUGAGACUGUACGAGCGUCUUGGCUUCCUACGGGCGAAGAAGCUGCAUAGAUAUUACCUUAACGGCAACAGCGCUUACCGUCUGGUACUACUUCUCAAGCCGACCGAUAUCGACGCUGCUACUGACUUGGCGCUGGACGAAGAUGAUGUGGCGCCGCAGGAGGGGUAUACGUGGUCUCUGGAAAUGGAGAGCAAUCAGGGACCUUGCGCUGCCUAAACCGAUGUUGCGAAAGACACUCUCUGACCGCUAAUCUUGUCCGCUCCCCGGCAUUGUCCUCAGGAUAUGACGGAAGCAAAGGCGGUAGGCGCUCAUGCAGGAGCCAGAUCCGCUGGGAGUCGAGGGACCCUUAAGUCAUCGGCAUGGGUGUCUACCGCAUUCGCAUGGCAAGCGCCCAUGACUAGAAGGUGUUGUAUUACGACAUGCACAAUGGCUAGAAGUCUGCAGCUCUGUGUCUAGGG
Messenger RNA from Chaetomium strumarium, 1099 nucleotides. RefSeq names its product acyl-CoA N-acyltransferase. The record is from RefSeq and is a predicted model, not a curated record. Bases 231 to 857 code for a protein of 208 amino acids. Gene Ontology annotation, molecular function: protein-N-terminal amino-acid acetyltransferase activity. The transcript is spliced from 3 exons. Lineage: Eukaryota; Fungi; Ascomycota; Sordariomycetes; Sordariales; Chaetomiaceae. Gene Ontology annotation, cellular component: NatC complex. Gene Ontology annotation, biological process: N-terminal peptidyl-methionine acetylation.